AUGAGUAGCGCAAGUCCCAUCUCAGAAGAGCCGAUCAGUCAGUCGCCGCUCUCAAGCCCCUCGCAGGAUGCUGCUGAUGAUGCUUCUGUAGGCGGAUCACCUGCAACCGUGCCAGGGGGCCUGCAAGCUAGUGCCGCCUCGCCCAGCACAACUGCACAAGAUCUCAGCUAUGGCGUAUCGCAGAGCCCGACAGAAGGGGACAUGCCUUUUGCAGAUAUGGAACGUUCCAGCAGUGUCAAACAGCCGUCUCACUGCUCGAGUGGAGCGCCGAGUCAUCGAUUGGGCAGCGAACAGCCGGAAAGGAACAGAGUGCCGUAUGCCCACAACAGAUCGUACUCUGCCAUUUCGACCUCCUCUUCACUCGGAGUGCCUUCCACUUCAGCAUCUGGAAAUUCACUCGAUCGAAGCGAGUCGUCGAGCAGCUUAGUGGGUCAGGAUGAUUCGCGCAGAGCAUCACAGUCUCCUCGCCCACGUAUGGGGCACUCUAGAAGUGGCAGUAGGAAUGCAAGCCACGAGUACAAGGAAACCUUGGAUGCUAAGAGCCAAAUGAUGGCGGACGGGUCGCGCAUCAUCAAUCAGUAUCGACUCAAGGAAGUGAUAGGACAAGGCGCUUAUGGUGUGGUAUACAGGGCAACGCUGCUACACGAUGACAGCGUCGAAUUUGCUGUCAAAGAGUUCGGAAAGACGAGGUUGCGCAAGAACAAUAGGAGCAAUGCAUUCCGACGGAGUCGGGGACGGGGUGCAGGACCUGGUGCUGCGGUCAGGGGCAGAGGCUUUGGUCUUGGAAUGACGCCGCGACGUCAAGGCAUUGAGGAAAGCAACCAGGGAGAGGGAGAGCAGUCGUCUCCAGCCCCGGACGAUCCUCUGGCACUGAUUCGACACGAAGUCGCGAUUCUCAAAAAGCUGAGCCAUGAGCACGUUGUGCAGCUCUAUGAAGUGCUUGAUGACCCCUCCAAAGAUGGCCUCUACAUGGUCUUCGAGAACUGCCCUGACGGACCUGUGAUCAAUGUCAAACUUCACGAAUCGGUGGAGCCGCUGUCGGAAGGGAUGGCCCGGGACUACUUCCAACAGAUAAUACUGGGCAUCGAAUACUUGCAUUGCAAUGAAAUUGUCCAUCGCGAUAUCAAGCCCGAUAACAUUCUGCUCACCGACAACAAGCGGACAUGCAAAAUUGUUGAUUUUGGUGUCUCAGAGAUGUUCUUUCGACCGGGCGAUGACACUUUAAGGAAGAGUGCAGGAAGCCCGGCAUUCAUGAGUCCAGAAUUGUGCACAGCAGGACACGGCGACUUUCAUGGGCGGGCGGAUGACAUCUGGUCGACGGGCGUCACUCUAUACUGCAUGGUCGUUGGCAGGCUCCCUUUCGACAAAAGCCAGUUCUUUGAGCUCUACGAGUCAAUAAAGAACGAUGAACCCGAAUACCCAACUCAUCUCUCCGCAACGCUGGUCGACGUUCUUCAACGGCUUUUCAAAAAGGAUCCGGCAAAACGCAUUACCAUCGCUGAACUUCGUGAAAAUGACUGGGUCACAGACGGUGGUAGAAUGCCGAUGGUUUCGCAAGACGUCAACUUGGAACAGGUUGUAAUCGAAGUCACCAAGGAGGAAAUCGACUGCGCCAUCAAUCGCAUCGCGAGCAUUUUCACCAUCGCACGCGCUGUUCAGCGAUUCAAGAGGGGCUCGUCAAGUCGCCGGAACGCGUCACAAUCGCAGGGUAGCGAAGACUUGUCCAGAGAAGAUGCCAACCCGGCAAUUGAAAUACCUCAAGUCUCUUCGCCGCCGCAGAUGCCUCCUGGUACCGAAGAGAAGCCCAAUGUGGCUGAAAGCAGAGUCUCGGCGAAGGCGAAACAAGCGCAAGGACCCCAAGAGUCAAGCACCCCAUCGGCAUCUUCGGAGCGACGACCGCAAAACGUCAUCAGGCUGAACAGCAUCACUUCCACCGUGUCUGCCGGGACCGGCAAAGACGGAGGUUCAGAAGAUGGCGGCAACCCGUCAUCUGCUGCUACCACCCCCAUGUCACCUGCCGGCGGCUCGACCUCGGGCAGCUUGGGUCAUCGAAGGAACUUCUCCCUCGAAGAUCCAUCAUGCAAGAUACCGGGCUACUUUCCGGACACGUCUUCGAGCGAUGCAGGUGUUGUGGCGGAGAAGCACUUUCAGAAGCAGUCCCAGCCUGCAGGCGACCUCAGACAAGCAGUUGAGGACUUGGACACGCAGGUCAAAGACACGCACAUCGCUUCAGAACCCACACCGCGACCAGCCAAUUCGCAAACAUCGAAAGGGUCCGAGAAUACCGUCUCACCACAAUUGUUCGAUGAGCCCGAAUCAGAGGGCGAUGACGACAAGUCGAGCACCUCUGCAGCGCGGCCGAGCUAUCACUCGAAGAGGGACAGACCACAUCCAAGGUCCAUUCCAACAACUCAGGCUGAGACGCGUCAAUCGGUGGAGCGCCCAAAAAUGCCGAGCAAACUCUUUUCUGGCCCCGUUGCCGAGUCUCCAAUGACGGAAGAUGCUCUCCCUCCACCACCCGGUGCCAGCGAUUUCUUUAAACUUAAUAGUGCCAGACCAGCCGAGGAGCAGGAUCCAUCUGAGGCGUCAUAA
Molecule: messenger RNA, 2592 nt
Organism: Ceraceosorus guamensis
Lineage: Eukaryota; Fungi; Basidiomycota; Exobasidiomycetes; Ceraceosorales; Ceraceosoraceae
Product: kinase-like protein
Exons: 8
Coding region: 1-2592 (863 amino acids)
Biological process (GO): intracellular signal transduction; protein phosphorylation
Cellular component (GO): cytoplasm
Molecular function (GO): protein serine/threonine kinase activity; ATP binding
Source: RefSeq, a predicted model, not a curated record